Messenger RNA from Pogoniulus pusillus (Red-fronted tinkerbird), 1321 nucleotides. RefSeq names its product XK-related protein 4-like. Gene Ontology annotation, cellular component: plasma membrane. The transcript is spliced from 2 exons. Gene Ontology annotation, biological process: engulfment of apoptotic cell; phosphatidylserine exposure on apoptotic cell surface; apoptotic process involved in development. The coding region runs from base 1 to 1155 and encodes 384 amino acids. NCBI's taxonomy places the organism in Eukaryota, Metazoa, Chordata, Aves, Piciformes, Lybiidae. The record is from RefSeq and is a predicted model, not a curated record.
AUGGCCGCGAAGUCGGACGGGCGGCGGAAGAUGAAGAAGGGCGGCGAGGUGGCGUUCACGCCGCUGCAGAACUCCGAGCACUCGGGCUCCGUGCAGGCGCUGGCCCCGGGACUGCCCGCCGGCGCCGGGCCGGGUGGUGGCAGCGACGACGACGAGGCGCCCGGGGGCGGGUGCUGCAGCGGCGGCGGCGGGGACGGCUCGGGCGGCGGCUCCCGUUGCUGCUGCUGCUGCUGCUGCGGCGGCGGUAGAGGAGGAGACGGCGGCGGGGGCGGCGGCGGGGGCUCCCGGGGCUCGGGCGGGGGUUCGUCCUCCUUGUGCCUGCGACUGGGCAGGGAGCAGCGGCGUUACUCGCUGUGGGACUGCCUCUGGAUCCUGGCCGCCCUGGCCGUGUACUUCGCGGACGUGGGCACCGACAUCUGGCUGGCGGUCGACUACUACCUGCGGGGCCAGCGCUGGUGGUUCGGGCUCACGCUCUUCUUCGUGCUGCUGGGCUCGCUCUCCGUACAGGUCUUCAGCUUCCGCUGGUUCGCGCACGACUUCAGCACCGAGGACAGCGCGGCCGCCGCCGCCGGGCACUGCCCCGCCGCCGAGAGUAAGCUGCUGGUGAGCAGCGGUUCGGCGGCCGCGGACAUCGACGCCGCUCGCCCCUGCACGCCGCAGCGGCAGGCAUCCACCGCCAGCAAGAGCAACGCCACAAACAGCAGCAGCAACGACAGCAGCAACGCUGCCGGUAGCGGCCCCGCCGGUGCCCGUGCCGGCAGGUCGGCGUCCUGCGCCUUCUGCAUCUGGCUCCUGCAGUCGCUGGUCCACGUCCUGCAGCUCGGGCAGGUCUGGAGGUACUUCCACACCAUCUACUUGGGCAUCCGGAGUCGCCAGAGCGGAGAGCACGAGAGGUGGAGGUUUUAUUGGAAGAUGGUGUAUGAGUAUGCAGAUGUGAGCAUGCUGCAUUUGCUAGCCACCUUUCUGGAAAGUGCACCCCAGCUGGUCCUGCAGCUCUGCAUUGUCGUACAGACUCGCACCCUUCAGGCUCUCCAAGGUAGACCUUCGUUUAAUCAGUCUGGGGGUUACCAUUUUAUGGAGAUGUGGUUUCUACAUGUUCAGUUUCAGCCUUCUUUCAGACUGCUGUGUGCCUCGUGCUGCUGGCAGAAGAGCUGAUCUUGCCUGCUAGCUGCUAUUAAGCUGUUAACAAUGACUCUCUCCAGAACGGCUGUGUUGCUGCUUUUUUAGCUUUUCUUAUUGGCCUUGGCUUCUGGGUAGGAUUUAUAAUGUUUUGCUUUCUGCACAUCCUUGUAAUAAAAGAGCUCUUCUGAUUAUCCACUGG